AGUAGAGGCACCCCAUGGGGAAUAUACUGACCUGUUGUAUGUGUCCCAGGGCCAGCCGUGAGUUGGACCAGCACCAGGGGUCAGUGUGCCCCUGUGGGUCUGAGAUCUAUAAGGCAGCAGCUGGAGACAUGAUAGCAGGAGUGCCUGUGGCUGCUGCUGUAGAGCCUGGUGAGGUGACUUUUGAAGCUGGUGAGGGCCUCUAUGUGCACCACAUCUGUGAACGGGAGAUGCCAGAAGAUAUACCUUUGGAGUCCAACUCUUCUGACCAUCCAAAGGCAAGCACAAUAUUCCUGAGAAAAUCUCAAACAGAUGUACAAGAAAAAAGAAAAAGCAACUAUACAAAGCAUGUAUCUACUGAGCGUUUUACUCAACAAUACAGUUCAUGUUCGACAAUAUUCCUUGAUGACAGCACAGCCAGCCAACCUCAUCUUACAAUGACACUAAAAUCUGUGACCUUGGCGAUAUAUUAUCAUAUCAAGCAAAGAGAUGCAGAUAGAUCUUUGGGCAUAUUUGAUGAACGGUUACACCCACUUACACGAGAAGAGGUUUUGGAGGAAUAUUUUAAGUAUGAUCCUGAACACAAAUUUAUUUUCAGAUUUGUUCGUACUCUGUUUAAAGCCAAAAGGCUAACAGCUGAAUUUGCAAUCGUCAGUUUGAUUUACAUAGAAAGACUUGUAAGUUAUGCUGAUAUCGACAUUUGUCCAACUAACUGGAAGAGGAUUGUCUUGGGAGCCAUUCUUCUUGCCUCCAAGGUUUGGAGUGAUAUGGCUGUGUGGAAUGAGGACUACUGUAAGCUCUUUGAGAACAUUACAGUUGAAGAAAUGAAUGAGUUGGAAAGGCAAUUCUUGAAGCUAAUUAAUUAUAAUAUUGGCGUUACUGGCAGCGUUUAUAGCAGAUUCUACUUUGAUCUUCGCACCUUGGCACAUGACAAUGGCCUGUAUUCGCCAGUUUAUCUUCUUGACAGAGAAAGAGCAUGGAAGCUGGAGGCUUUUUCAAGGAUGGAAAAAUACAAAGUUUUCUAUAGUGCUGCCAAGAAUGGGUCUUUGAGUGCUGAUGAUUUAAUUCAUCUUCAGCGUGCUAAGGCCAUCCUCUUCUGAAGGAAGAAAUGAGGGGUAAUGUAACAUCUGAACCCCUCAUCAAAAAAGAUGGGAAAAUAUCACCUCUUCUGCUAAAGAACUAGAAAAGUUGGUAUUUUCAAAAGAAGAAACACCUCAAUUCAAGUAAACUCAAGGAAAACUAAGAUUGCACUUCAUAGUAAAGAAUGGGACCUUGUCAGGGUAACAACACACUCUUACACUCUUCUGUCCCGUUUAAUGUAUACAGAGUUAUAAAAACCACUCCAAAGUGAAGACUCCUUCUGCCCACACACAGAUAUUUGCUUAGUGUGUGGGCUGAUAGCUGUGAACUAUGUAAGGCUUUUAAAACAAUAGCUUAACUUUUUAGAUGUUAAAGAUAACUUUUCUGUUUCUUUAUGUUUUUUCUUUUCCCCAAUAUUGCUGCAUAUGCAUUUGGAAUCAGUGCAGUAUCACUGUUAAAACGUGGGAGUCUAACAACUCCUAAAGCCACUAGAAGCAGACCCAGCAUUGUCAGGUAUGGAAGGACUCUUCCUACUUUUACCAUGAAAGCUACUAGUUACUGGCAAUCAUCAAGCAAAAGCUGCCAGAUAACGUUUGCCAUUC
Messenger RNA from Chlorocebus sabaeus (green monkey), 1679 nucleotides. RefSeq names its product cyclin-Y-like protein 2. The record is from RefSeq and is a predicted model, not a curated record. Gene Ontology annotation, molecular function: protein kinase binding. Lineage: Eukaryota; Metazoa; Chordata; Mammalia; Primates; Cercopithecidae. Gene Ontology annotation, biological process: regulation of cyclin-dependent protein serine/threonine kinase activity.